Alligator sinensis (Chinese alligator) is the source of this 2737-nucleotide messenger RNA. It is a transcript of the gene SNX22, whose product is annotated as sorting nexin 22. Bases 1327 to 1692 code for a protein of 121 amino acids. Lineage: Eukaryota; Metazoa; Chordata; Crocodylia; Alligatoridae. The record is from RefSeq and is a predicted model, not a curated record. Gene Ontology annotation, molecular function: phosphatidylinositol phosphate binding. The transcript is spliced from 7 exons.
GUGGGAGCAAAGGGCAGGGUGCAGGCAGCACCCCUGGAGCAGACCUGCCCCUGAUGCCUUGUGGGUGCUGCUGACGGCUGCUCUGCCCCUCUGCUGUUAGGGCACCCAUGCGUGCCUGCAUCCGCCGCUUGUUCUGGCGGGGGUAUUGUGCUAAGGAGCCUUAGCCAGGGCUGGCGUCAGAUGGCAGACCCAGGGUGCUGCAGGGAGUGGCGUUGGCAGUUGCUGUACGGGUGGCCCUCUCUGCUCCAAGGCCGUCACGCCCCGCAGCGCUGGAACGUCGGACAGGGUGAUGAAUAACCCUCAGUGCUUGGGAGGCAUGUGUGUUGGGGGGAUAAGGCUGGUGUUGUAAGCCAGUUCCCCUCCCCCCGCCCAUCUCCUUGCUGGACCUGAGCUUGUCCUGAAUGAACUGUGUAAGGUGGUUGCAGUGCUAAGUCAGACUGUGCUCUGCCCUAGAGGUGGCUGCAUUUUAGUGAUAGCAGCAGUACAAUCUCUUGCGCGCACACAUGUGCUGCAGGGCAUGUUGGAGCCCCCAGACGUUGCCUGAGAGCAGGAUGGAGCCGUGAGCUGAGCAGCGUCAAGCCCUUGGCCAGGUUGCAAGUGCUGCUGAUGCCAGGGCUGUGGCCUGGCGCUCCGCAAGAGAGGCAUUUAUCUAGUGUAGCUGCUCCCCUUCCUGCACAGGGCUCCAGGGAACGUAGCCAGCGCCUACUCUGAAAGGGCCUUUUGUGACUGGGCUCGCUGCAGCUGAAAAGGCUGAACUGGGCUUUGCACCGCUACGGUGCAUGUUGGGAGCGGGAGUAAGACCACUUCCACUGCUGAGCAAACACUGGGACCGCAGUCCUGUGAAUAGCUGCCCUGCCUCGGGGCUUCUGGGAGCCUCGGCCCAUCCCUUACCCAGGCAGCUGGGAGCAGGAUGUGGGGAGGGAGGGUGAACUCCUUGCUGCUGUGCAGCUGGGGUCUGUCAGGCCCGUCUCAUGCCCUUCCCUUUGCCAUGUAGGUGUUCAAGGUGGAGGUGCUGUACAAUGGCCGGAAACAUGCCAUCGAGAAGCGCUACAGCGAGUUCCACGCCCUUCACAAACGGGCACAUGAUGUUGGGAUUCCAGACCAUCUCCCUGCACUCAGUUGAGGCAGGGAUGUGGGCACAUACCAGUUGCAAGAGGAGGCCUACUCUAACCUUGGCCCAGAGUGACUGGGAACCCUGCAGCUUCCUAUGGCCCCGUGCAGCAGAGUUCACAGGGUCUGGUACCCCUUGAGGCCCACUCCAAGUCCCCAAAGAUAAAGAAGCUGUGCAAGGUCCCCGACUUCCCCCCAAAACGAGUGCCCAACUGGAUGACCAAGGUGUUGGAGCAGCGGCGGCAGGGCCUGGAGGUUUAUAUUCAGGGCGUUGUGUACUACAAUGAGGAGCUUCCCAAGGAGGUGCUGGACUUCCUAAAACUCCGGCAUGGUUACCAGGACCCCAAGGGCAGCAGCCUGGCUUCUCCGUGUGCCUUCCCAGUGGAGGAGAGCAGGUUCCUGCUCACCCACCGGCCAGUCCUGAGCUUCUACAAGGACCCGUACGUGCUGCCCCCAGCCACAAACCUGCUGCCUGACACUGUGCUGAGCGGUGUGCUACAGGGCUUCUAUGCCCCAGAGAAUACUGUCUAUCGGACACUUGCCCAGCAGGGCUCCUGUGCACACACAGAUGGCAACAGCUGAUGCAGCUUCACUAGCACCACUGUGGGGGCAGCACUGCCCAGCUGCUUCUCUCACUAGGAUCCUAGUGCCUAGCUCCCCAGGCACUGAGAGAGGAGAUGGAAGCUGAGCCUAGCUUUGGUAUAAGGGACUGACACGGACAAAGUGGGUACCAAGGCCCCAUUGCAGCAGACACUAUUCUUCAUGCACUGUACUUGUAGCUGCUCAGGGGUUGGGCCUGGCCCUUAGAGCAUGACGGGGAUGAGGGGAGGGCUUUAAUGCCCUGGUUCCAGGCUGAGGUGUACCAGUGGCCUCCUGGGCCAGGACUCCGAGAAGCGGAGCCCAGUGUCACAAGCACCAGAACUGACACUUGCACAGCACGCAGAGGUGGCCCCACCAACACAGUGGCAGGUUUUCCAGCCCAGAGUUUGUUUGUGCCUUAUGUCUGCAUGGCAACAGCCCCCAGGGAAGCCUGAUGGGGCUGAACUGUGGGGGGAGGGCAUGUUCCUAAGCUGUGUUGAGGGGGGCUGCAGACUCAUCUGUGCAAUAAAUAACUCAGGUUGGGCUGGGCUGGCUGUUGUGCUUUGUCCUCAGGCAAGUGGAGACAAAGCCGGGGCCAGCUGUAGAUCAUGGCAGAGACAAGGGAACCAGUAGCAGUGGGACAGGGAAGGGAAGGAGACUAAAGGUAGUUAUAGGAGCAGCUAGGCAGUCCUGGGGGCAAGGUGCAGACUGGGGCCUAGUUCCAUUCCCAGUCCCUGGUGAGUAGGAAGCUGUGCCCAGAGAAAUGGAGAUACCACCUGGGCACUGGGCACCUGCUGGACCUUAGUCCUGUGGGAGAGGGCAGCCCCUGCCAGACGCAUCUUCACCAGCCACCUAAGAGGACUCUGCACAUCAGCGAUGUCUGGGGAAGCUGCAGGCCUCAGGCUUGGCUCCUGGGAGUGGGGGGUACAGCCCCCUGGUCAGUCUCCAAUCACAAGUAACCUCUGUGGAGGAGUUUUAAGGAAGCAGGAGGCCAGGCUGGUGCCAGGCCCCACCUUGGCAUUAGGGCUGGGCUGCUGGGACAGCAGCA